AUGGCAGUCGUAGGCUGGCAUCCGGCACCCACGCAGCAGGCACGGGACAGGAUCCUGGGGCGGGCACAGGCGCUGCAGGCGCUGUUUGGGCGGGAGCACGCCAACAGGAUGCUCGUCACCGAGCCGUCAUUGCUCAGCCUUACCGAGCGCCGGGUGCGGCACAACUUCGAGGGCCUGAUCAGCGCGCUGCAGUUGGCGCCCACCCAGGCAACGACGCUUGUUCGCGGCCACCCGACAUUGCUACGGUCGUCGCCGGCGCUGCUGGCGGCGCGCCGCGCCAUGCUGCGGGAGCUACUGGAGCUCGACGGUGCUGCCCUGUCCUCGUUUCUGCUGCGCGCGCCCGACGUGCUGCGCCUGCCCGAGGGCCGGCUCGCGGCUCAUAUGGCGUGGCUGCAGGAGGCUGGAGGCGUCAGCCGGGCGCGCGUGGUGCGCUCCUACCGCAGCUGGCCGCAGCUGACGACGACCAGCAAGGCGGUGCUGCAGGACAGGCACCGCACGCUGCAGCGCCUGCUUGGCGCGUCGCGCGACGAGAUGCGCCACGUGUGCGCGACCUACCCCAACCUGCUCGCGCGCGACCCUGGCGCGCUCCGCGCCAACGCGGCCAGCCUGGUGGCGCUGCUCGGGGAGGGGGAGGAGCACGUCAGGGCGCUGUUGAUCAAGGAGCCUGGGCUGCUGAGCUACAACAUGAUGACGCUGGCGACGCGGUGGAGUUACGUGAUGCAGGUCCUGCGCCUUCCGCGCAAGCUGGGCACCACCCUGCUGACCUCCAACCGGCCCCUGCUGUCGAUCAUCACCCAGCUUCCGGAGCGAGUGGACGCCCUGCGCCGCCUGCUGAAAGUGACAGAUGACGAUCUCUACCCGCUGCUGCACAAGCACACACCGAUCCUGCGCUACCCCACCGCCCACGCCGCCGCCAAGCUCGCCGUCACGGGCGCCCUGGCAUCCCUGAACCCCGCGUGGGCGGCCGCCUGGGAGCGCGGCGGGCCGUUCCACGCGGUGCGCGUGAUCAUGGCCAGCUGGGGCUGCGUAUACCGGCUGGCAUUCCUGGUGGCUACCGGGCAGGCGGGCAGCACCACGCUUUUCGCAGCGCUGAGGGCGACGCACGCGGCGUUUACGCGGGACUAUCCCGACUACGCGGCAUGGUUGGAUGGGUACAACGCCGCUGUCGGCCCAGACUGGGCUGUGCCCAUCUCCGGCUGCCUCAUGUCGCCGCGCCGCGCCGCGCCCGAGGAUGGCAGCGAUGCCCCCAAGCGCCUUGUCAAGGCGGGCGGCGGGGGAGCCUCGGUCUGGGCCCAGCAACAGCCGCAGCAGUGGUGGCAGGACGGCACCGGCGCAGCCGGGCUCGAGGGAGAGGGGGGCCGCGUGGGUGCGUGUCGUGUUUGGCAGCAGCGGAGUGGCGGUUUGUCGCCGGACCAGCGUCCUGAACGUGGUGGCGGCUUGGAAGCCAGCAGCAGCGGCGAUCGCACUCGCAGUGGCGGCGCCAGCGACGGCGGCGCCAGCAGCAGCGCUGGCACGGGCAGCCACGGCGGCCGCAGCAGCCGCGACCUGGGCCCAGGCGCCGGUGGUGGGGAGCAACCGGCAGUGGGAGCCCAGGAGCUGCGGAAGGACGGGGUGGUUGAGGCGGCGCUCGACUCCAUUCUUGCGUCCUGGCUGGGGCUGCCGCGGCCCCAGGUGGCACAGCUGCUUGCGGAGUGGCCGCCCCUGGCCAAGCUGACCUGGGCAGAGUGGCGGUCGCGCGCGGAUGCGGCAGAGACGCUGCUGGCCGUCACGGGGCACUCGGUGGCGCCUGCCCAUGCGGGGCGCGCGGGGGAGCAUGAUGGCGGCCUUGGCAGCAGCAGCAGCUGCUGCGGCGGCGGCGGCAUCCGUCAGGGCGCCGUUUUUGCAGGCGGCGGCAGCGGCGGCGGUAGCAGCGGCAGCGAGGGUGGCGGCGGUGACAGUGGCGAGGGUGGCGGCGGCCGCGGCAGCGAUGGCGAUUGCAGCGGGCGCGGAGGAGAGGGCGACAGCAGCCAAAGCUUCGCAGACGGACAUGGGCCCGCGAUGGCGGCCGUGGUCGCUGCGUCAACGACGCCGCAGGCAGCCUUCCAGCUGGGUGCCUCUGCUAUGGCUCAGGAGCUCGGCUCGACCCUGGCCCCUUGCCCCGCCGUGGCUGCCCGAGCUCGCGCCCUCCUGGCCGCGCCUGGUGGCGUGCACCCAGCCGUCCCCACUGUGCUCGCCGCAGCCGCCAACCUGGCGCCCUUCUCGCCAGCCCUGUGGCGGCCCCCCAGCAGCCGUGCUGGCGCCCUCAUCGGCGCGCUGCUCGCCAGCUGCCCCAGCGCGUGGGCCAGCGAACUGUUCGUGCCGCGCUACCGCUGGCUGUGCGCGCUCGCGGCGGCGAGCCCCUCGCUGCUGGAGGACCUGCGGGCGAUGCCCUUGGCCGCGCUGGCCAAGGCGCCGCUCGCGCCGCGGCAGGCGUACGGGGUCCUGCAAUACCUCGUCGCCGAGAGGGCCCCGCGGCCCUGGUUCUACCCUGCGGCGGGCCUCCUGACGAGACCCCCCAGCUGGGUGCCGCCGCCGACGUUCAAGGCGGCGUACCCCGGGUUUGAGGGGUGGUGGGAGGGCAUCCGCAACGGCGCAACGCAAGCAGGGACGGCAGCACUGCUGUGA
Monoraphidium neglectum is the source of this 2643-nucleotide messenger RNA. RefSeq lists its product as hypothetical. The record is from RefSeq and is a predicted model, not a curated record. NCBI's taxonomy places the organism in Eukaryota, Viridiplantae, Chlorophyta, Chlorophyceae, Sphaeropleales, Selenastraceae. Gene Ontology annotation, biological process: regulation of DNA-templated transcription. The transcript has 7 exons. Bases 1 to 2643 code for a protein of 880 amino acids. Gene Ontology annotation, molecular function: double-stranded DNA binding.